Molecule: messenger RNA, 747 nt
Organism: Gongylonema pulchrum
Lineage: Eukaryota; Metazoa; Nematoda; Chromadorea; Rhabditida; Gongylonematidae
Source: the annotation of a GenBank genome assembly
AUGGACGAGGAGGAGGAUAGCGGCGGUGAGCGGCAGCGUGCCGCACAACGAGCAGCGUCUGGUGAUGGUAGCAGUACCGGCGGCGCAUCGCGUCAUCCAAGCCUGUUCGGUACGAGCUCUCAGGAGCGUUUUGCCGAAGCUCCGGUUUUGCCGGAAGAAAUUAUCGCCGAAAUGGCCGGGUCGUCGACGCAGCACGAUGCCACAUUGGAAAUAGCUGAACUGAAAAAGGAAAAUGCCCUGCUUGAACAGAGACUAUUUCUGAAGAGCGAAGAGUUGGAUUCGGUGUGCCAGCGAUUUUCGAUGGUUGCCGAAAUAAAAGAUGCUCUUGAGAGGGAAAAUGAGGCGCUUUUACGCGAAAGAGAGGAGCGAAUGGCAAUCAUGCUUGAGCACGAGAUGGAGCGUGAUAAAAUGGUGCUUGCAAAGAGCGAGGAGUUGGAUUCGGUGUGCCAGAGAUUUUCGAUGAUUGCCGAAAUAAAAGAUGCUCUGGAGAGGGAAAAUGAGGCGCUUUUGCGCGAACGAGAGGAGCGAAUGGCAAUCAUGCUUGAACACGAGAUGGAGCGUGAUAAAAUGGUGCUUGCAAAGAAUGAAUGCCAGCAAAAGGCUGAUAUGCUGCUCCGUCGAAAUGAAGACUAUGAAGCGAAUAUAAACACACUCAUGUAUAACAUAUCAUUUCUUUCAAGUCAGUCUUUUACCACUAAAUCUUUUUUGGCUGCAUUGUCUCAUCUUCCGUGUUUUUUUUUUUGUUAA